Molecule: messenger RNA, 1803 nt
Organism: Malania oleifera
Lineage: Eukaryota; Viridiplantae; Streptophyta; Magnoliopsida; Santalales; Ximeniaceae
Product: GDSL esterase/lipase At5g14450
Exons: 5
Coding region: 151-1311 (386 amino acids)
Molecular function (GO): hydrolase activity, acting on ester bonds
Source: RefSeq, a predicted model, not a curated record
CUCAGACAUGUAUCAUCCCAAAAUCAUUAGUGUGAAGUAGAAAAGAACAAGGUCUAUGCUGCCAUAUAUCAACAUUUCUCCCUGCAGAAAUCGGUGAUCUUUCUUUACAAGUGAGUGGGUGUAACUUGGAAGUGCCAAGCGUAGAGUUCAAUGGCGACAUCAAGAGUUUUAGUGGCUGGGAUUUUGGUUUCGAUAUGGACUUUUAGUACCCUGGGAGGGGAGGUGCUGGGUUUCUCACCCUGUCAGUUUCCAGCCAUUUACAACUUUGGUGACUCGAACUCUGACACCGGUGGUAUAUCAGCAGCAUUUUGGCCAACAACGCCACCGAACGGCGAAUCAUUCUUCCAUGGCCCAGCAGGAAGGGCCAGCGAUGGACGUCUUAUUGUAGACUUCAUAGCUGAGCACCUGGGCUUGCCAUACCUGAGUGCAUACCUGAACUCUGUUGGGGCGAAUUUUCGGCAUGGCACGAAUUUUGCUACAGGAGGAUCAACAAUUAGACGGCAGAAUGAAACCUUCUUUGAGCAUGGAGUUAGUCCGUUCUCCCUUGACAUCCAAAUCGUGCAGUAUGAUCACUUCAAACAAAGAACUAGUGAUCUCUACAGCCAAGCCAAGAAAUCCUCCAAUAAAAUGGGUCUCCCACUACCACAGGACUUCUCAAAGGCUCUUUACACAUUUGAUAUUGGGCAAAAUGAUCUUGCUGCUGGAUUUCGGACUCUGAGCAUGGAGCAACUCAAGAUGACUAUCCCAGAUAUGGUUAACCAAUUAGCUCGGGCAGUCGAAAAUCUAUAUCAACAAGGAGCAAGGACAUUCUGGAUACAAAACACAGGUCCCAUUGGCUGCUUGCCAGCAUCUGUGAUGUACAUCACUAAUCCACCACCUGGCUUUCUCGACCAAAAUGGCUGUGUCAAGGGACAGAAUGACAUGGCUGCAGAGUUCAACAGACAGCUCAAGGAUAAAGUGAUUAAAUUGAGAACCCAGCUCCCACAAGCUGCAAUAACAUAUGUGGAUGUCUUCAGUGCAAAGUAUGGGCUAAUCAGUAAUGCAAAGAGAGAAGGAUUUUUUGAACCACUGAAGAUCUGCUGUGGAUAUCAUCAUCCAGAUGGGCAUGUCUGGUGCGGACAGAGAGGCUUUGUGAAUGGUACAGAGGUGUUGGGUGCUUCUUGUGGUGAUCCUUCGGCAUUUAUUAGCUGGGACGGAGUACACUACUCUCAAACUGCAAAUCACUGGGUUGCAGAUCAUAUACUGAUGGGUUCACUGUCAGAUCCUCCAAUUCCAAUUGCCCAAGCAUGUCAGAAGCAUUUGCAAGCAUGAUCACACCCACAGCCCAUUUCCUUUCUCUUUAGCGUUUCUUCUUCUUCAUCUUCUUAGUUCAAAUUAUCUGUGUAUUACGGGGAACAGAAAUGUAAGAAACUGACAUCGAAAUGAAAUUAGUAUCUCUUCUGUUUCACUGUUUUCACACAUCAUGGAGACCAGGUUCUCGUGUCUCGCAUCAGGACCAGGAACAGAGGUGUUGGGUGCUUGUUGUGGUGAUCCUUCAGCAUUUAUUAGCUGGGACGGAGUACUCCGCUCUCAAACUGCAAAUCACUGGGUUGUGAUCGUAAACUGAUGGGUUCACUGUCAGAUCCUCCCAUUCCAAUUGCCCAAGCAUGUCAGAAGCAUUUGCAAGCAUGAUCACACCCACAACCCAUUUCAUUUCUCUUUAGCUUUUCUUCUUCUUCUUCAUCUUCUUAGUUCAAAUUAUCUGUGUAUUACCAAGUAAGAACAGAAAUUUAAGAAACUAACAUCGAAAUGAAAUUAGUAUCU